This is a messenger RNA of Odontomachus brunneus, 2285 nucleotides long. RefSeq lists its product as uncharacterized. The transcript is spliced from 5 exons. The record is from RefSeq and is a predicted model, not a curated record. The coding region runs from base 210 to 2093 and encodes 627 amino acids. Lineage: Eukaryota; Metazoa; Arthropoda; Insecta; Hymenoptera; Formicidae.
CUGUAAAUCAGGAAGCGAUGAUAAAGCCAAAAUAAGUCAGCCGCGUAAACGUUGCAACAGGAAGCGUUCGGGCCGCUGAAAACAAACACUGUCUGAUCGAUUACAAAAUUUUGCUCGCUAAAGAGAGAGAACUGGCAAUUUAUAUAAAUGUAACGUUAAGGAGAAGAAAGGGAAAAGAAGAAAAGGAGAAUAUUAUCGACGAAACAGUCAUGAAGUCUUCUUUAAUCCUGGGAGUCGUUUUGCUGCUGACGAUAGUGCAUAUCGCUCAAGCACGCAAGGCAGGAUGCAUUACUUGCGGAGGAAGCUUAGGCUCAGGCACUAACCCGUGUAAGUGCGGAGACGUAGUGGUGAAAGCAGCGAAGGUGCAGAAACCGUUACACUACGCGACUCCGGAGGCAAUCAACGAAGCAGCGACUGCACGCGAAGUGGCCCAAUUAAUGUCAUCAAGAACAUUUCCCGGGAACGUGGCGUCCUUUCCUCAAUAUAGUCAGACUAAUGGAUUAUACGGUGUUAGCAGUGACAUUAGUCACAGUAGCAGCAGCAGUAGUCACAGCAGCUCUGCAAGUUCCUCGUCUUCCGUCGAUCUUUUUGGAGGAUCAGUCAGAGGAGACUUCAAUAGUUUCUAUCCUUUUUCACAAGGACAUACGCACAAUUCCGGCUGUGGAUGCAGGAGUAAAUCUAAGGUGUCUCUAAGCGACUCCCUAUUGCCUAAUACUCCGGAAAAUGUUGUGCCCAGAUUCCCGCCGAUCGGCGACCUGUGUGACCCGACCAAACAGGUCAGUUACGAAGUGUCCACUAAAGUAACUCCGGCGUAUCCUAAGUUGAAUUUAUACCGUACCUCCUCCACGCCUUUAUGCGUGAAUGUGGUCAAUGGGAAAAUCGACAAAACCGAAUUGGAAAAACUCGCCUCGGCGACCUCAUCCAGCGGCAUCGGCGGACUCGGGGUGUUCGAUAGAUUCAACGAUGGAUCCAUUAGCCGAUAUUCAUCCGGUGGUGUGGGUAUAUCUGGUAGCCUUGGUGGAUACUCUUCCAACGAAGUGAGCAACUCACUUGGAUACUUGAAUUUCGGAUGGGGCGCUUCCGAUAAGCAUUACUCACAGAAUUUAGGAUCAGACGCGAACAUUCUUGGAGAACGGUAUAAUACGUUUGAUAACUGGUACAGACCCAGUUCAAUUGGAACGGGCUUCUCGGGGCAAUUGGGACAGAUCGGUAGCAUCGCACAAUCGUACACGGGUUCUAACGUAGGUAGUACAAACGUGAACUUCGGAGCGAGCAGUUUCGGUGGACUCGAAACAGGAUAUGGAAGCGUUCAAGGAUCGAUCGAACGCAACAAAUGCACCGACUUCGGUGACGACCUCGAGCUUCCCGAAGACUACUCGUAUCCUCGACAACCAGCGGACGCGGUCUCGCUCACUCUGGCGUACAAGAAUCUCUUCCCGCAUACCGCAGUGUAUAACAAAAAGUGGUUUGUGCCAGAAGAUAAACUGGCAUUCGGGCACAGAACAGUGCCGGUCGAAUGGAGGCCCAACAAGAAGCCGUCGGACAUACCCGAGGAGAGACUUCAGAUUCUCGAUAAGCCCAUCGUGGAGCUAAAACCAAUGGCGCCGAUUUCAGUGAGUGUUGGCGUUUACGACGAGCAGGAAGAAGCCAAGUUGGCAGAACUCGAGGCCAUCGAGCGCGAGAGAAUAAAUCAGGAAGAGAAUGCCAGACAGCCGCAAGGAAGCUUCAUCACGUACGGAGAUCUUGGAUACGCGCCAGUCGACGGACUUAUAGUACCGGGAAAGUUAAUGAGGCCCGGAGUAUCAUACAUGGAUUCCGGGGUCGGUUUGAUCGACGCCGAAAAUACCAUCGGCGAAAGCUGCGGCCCUUUAGGACCUCCGGUUCCCGGCUACGUGCCCGGCAGCAUUGUGGUCAAUCGAGAAGUCAUAGAAAUCGAAGGCGAAAACGAAGAUAACAACCGGAGAAACGAGAGAAUCUACUUUCGCCAUUACCUAGACGACGUGAGCGACGAGGAAGACGACGCGACAUCCGGAAUAUUCGCAAAACUGAGAAGCACUGCGCAGAAAUACGGACCGGUUACGUGUCCGCGAUGAUUUCUUUUUUUCUAGAAAAUAACGAAGAUGUCUUUCAUGCACUUGAAGACUCAUGAUCAUUUUCACUUGUCGUUUUUUGAAACACUUAGACACGGACAAUCCUCAGCGUUAUACUAGUCCCAGUCUUGUGUCUUUGUGUGUGCACAUUAUACCAUAGAAAAUCGAUAAUAUAGUAAUUAUACGAAAAGCAAA